Messenger RNA from Gymnodraco acuticeps, 2116 nucleotides. RefSeq names its product predicted GPI-anchored protein 58. The transcript is spliced from 2 exons. The record is from RefSeq and is a predicted model, not a curated record. NCBI's taxonomy places the organism in Eukaryota, Metazoa, Chordata, Actinopteri, Perciformes, Bathydraconidae. The coding region runs from base 1254 to 2045 and encodes 263 amino acids.
CGUCGAGGCGAGACGGGGUCCAGGAGUGCACCAUCCAGGCGUCGAUGAAAACGUGAGUGGCGUCUGGAACCGCCGUGGAGGUGGUGAAAAAUGUGAGAGUGUCCACAUGAGGUCAACCGGCUGGUCGAACCUCCUCUCCGGCACCAGAAAAAAGCUCAAAAAGGAUCGAUAGCCGUUAGCAGCUAGCUGGCAGCCAUCGGUAGCUGCUAGCCGUAGCCGUUAGCUAACGUGGUUAGCUGCUAGUCGUCGAUAGCUAGCGCAGCCUGGACUUGCAGCCGCACGCCCCGAAGAAACAACCCCACGUGGAAGGAGUCUGGUUCUCUCCCCUACCCAGCAGGUCGUGCAUCGUCUCCGUGUAGAUGGAAGGCCCGCUGUCCUCCAGUGUCGAGACGAUGCGGGAAUGGCGAGUGACGUCCUCAGCCAUUCCGCCGGGGGCGCAACGAGCCUCAGUCCGUGUGCCCAUGGCAGCCACGGACGUCUCCAACAAUCUCUGGCAUAACGAGAAAAACAGCGCUUUUCGCCAUGUUCGGGUCCGUCCCGGAAACUUCACGAGACGUUGUCAGGGUCACCAAUGUAGUGCCGAGAGAUAGGGAUCGAGUCGGAGGCGGUGCAAUGGAGGUACAAAGCUUGCUUUAAUGAGCAGCAGAAAUGUAGAUGUUAUUGAGUCGCAGCCCGGGUCGACAAGAGAAAGAGCCAGGAGGGCACACAACAUAUAUAAAUAACAACACAUAUUUGUCCGUGUGGAAACAAUAGCCCCAACUGUAGUUCCAUGUAUGAAUUAUGUCCCAGUGUAUUAAUAGGUGGUCACCACAACAUAGAUAUUUGUCAAAAUUAUAGUAGAUGUGCAUUAAACUGACUCCUGUUUGGUUUAGUUUCACAGAAAGUCGGUGUCGGAAAGUGCACAUUAUUUACGUAUUUAAUCAUAGAUUUUCGCUUGUAAGGAGUAGACAUAUGAUUCAGAUAUCUGCGGAAUCGCUAGAAUCGUAGCUUUUCAAGAGUAUCUCCUGUGAGACUGUACCCAGGGCACAGCAGCCAAUAUUGCCGCUCAAAGCAGCUUGAUUCGGCGUUACACUGUGUGUGAUUGGUGGAUUUGUGUGUCGGUCAAGGACAUCUCGGCCCGCCGGCAGCCAUGUCCGGUCUGAAAUGACCAAUGGACACUCUAGAAAUCUAAGGACCUACCCACCAAUACAAAAACAUAUAACAGGUGUCUCCCAUCAGUUUCAGUCUUUUAGUCUGUGAAGAAGAUAGAGAAAAUGGCUCGAAGGAACUUUAUCGUUGCGGACGCGCUGGAUUUUAUUUUCGCGAGCGGCAGUGAAGAAGAUGGCUCAUCAGAACCUGAAGGCUUCGACUCUUCUGAAGAAGAAGAAUACAGGGACAGCAGGGAUCCAUUUGAGGAUGGAGAGGUUUCACAGCUGCCUGGGCCUAGCAGCCCACAGAUGACAUUUAUCCAGGAGCCUCCAGCUGUGCCUGCCACCAUGUUGAGAUCUACCGUGGAUCAAGGGCCUUCACCACUGCCAUCCCCACCAAGCACUAGCGGACCAGCAUCACGACAGCUGCCUCCAUCUCUGCCUGUGACAAGGUCAAGAUACACCUCAGCUCCGCCACAGCCAUCACCAUCAACCCGGACAGCAAAGAGGUCUCGUAGAGCACACCUACCUCCCACACAGCCACCAGCUGCCCAUGCACCUGCACAGCAGCCAGCUCCACUGUCUUGGAAGACAGGCGAAGACCCUGACACUGCUCCCCCUGUCUCCAGGUUUCAACCUGCUCGCACACCCGGGCCACAGCUCAGCUCAACAGUAUCAAACAAACCCCUUGACCUGUUCAAGCUGUUCUUCAGUGCACUAACAGUACAGACACUCUGUACCAACACAAACAAGCGGGCUGCACAGGAGAUGGGAAAGGGUAAAACCUACAAAUGGACUGACUUGACUGUAGAGGAUUUCUAUAAAUACAUGGGGCUGCUGAAACUGGACAAUCUACUGGAGGAAGGAUCAUUUUGUCAGUGUAUAAUGAAUAGUUGGUUGAAGGAAAAAAAGUUCUGAUGUUCAAUAUUGUAAAUAGUGAGAUUUUGCAGUUAUAUUUAUAUACAUUGUUGGUAUUAUAAUAAAUUGUU